AUGUUCAGACAUGUGUUCACAAUAAUGGGCUAUUGUUGUCAAUUCGAUGUAAAAUAUUUCAGUAAAUAUGCGGAAGAAAAUACGAGUUUUCGCACUGGUAUUGAAAUAUCCGAGGCAUUGGACAUAAUUAUUAAUAGCCAAAAAAUUACGUACAAUGGAAGUAUUGUAGACAGUUUUGUUUUUCUAUAUGUCUUCGACGAGGAAGACAAUUUGACGUUAUUAAAUCGACCAAUAACGUUGACUCCACUUACAUACUUCGACGUCACGGUGGACUCGUGGGCGAUCGAUUCAUCAAGUGAUGUUAAAACGUUAUCCUUAAAUAAUCGGAAAUGUUUUUUACCAUCCGAUACUAAUAUCAAAGCCGAUUCAUAUCAAGGAUGUAUGACAGUAUUGAUGAUGAGAAAAGUUAUUGAACACUGUCGCUGUAUGCCCUUCAAUUACGAUCCUAAUGAGCUUGAUGUUGAAAACUUCUCAAAAUGUACUUGGGAAAGACUAAAAUGCAUCUAUCAACAACUGGAUCGAGUUCAAAGCGAUGUUCGGGAUAUAAUAGUGGAACAAGAAUGUUACCAGAGAUGUGACUAUGUGCAAUACGAUACUGAAGCCGAGUACGUCAAAGUGGAUCGAAUGGUGGACAAAAAAACGAAAGGUAACACCCGAGUGACAAUACAUUUUGCUGAUAACACUUGCCUGAAAUAUAGACGAGAAGUAUUAUAUACAUGGGAUCAAAUGCUUGCAAAUCUCGGUGGCAUCUUCGGCCUGUGCCUCGGCGGAUCCAUUAUAAGCAUAAUUGAGCUUAUUUGGUUUCUCUUCAGAUCAUUAUUCACGUUUUUUGGAUUUCAAAAGAGUGUCUCGAACAUUAAAAAUGAAAGUGUACAAAGUGCCAAUUAG
Molecule: messenger RNA, 888 nt
Organism: Nymphalis io (European peacock)
Lineage: Eukaryota; Metazoa; Arthropoda; Insecta; Lepidoptera; Nymphalidae
Exons: 9
Coding region: 1-888 (295 amino acids)
Biological process (GO): sodium ion transmembrane transport
Cellular component (GO): membrane
Molecular function (GO): ligand-gated sodium channel activity
Source: RefSeq, a predicted model, not a curated record